Klebsormidium nitens is the source of this 2471-nucleotide messenger RNA. The record is from the annotation of a GenBank genome assembly. NCBI's taxonomy places the organism in Eukaryota, Viridiplantae, Streptophyta, Klebsormidiophyceae, Klebsormidiales, Klebsormidiaceae.
UGGUGCACUUCACAAAGUCAAGACAAGCUCCAUACCAAAGAGAAGGUCAAGCUCUUUGUGCCCAGCUUAGGUGAUGAGCAAGCAAAUUGGCUGCAACAUAGUGCCUACGGCUGGUGGUGGCACCUUCUGGAGCUGGGGCGUAAUCGCUGCAGGAACAAAGAGGGGACGAAUUAGAAAUUUAGAAAUCUUUUGAAUUAGAACCACAAUUUCUAGGGCAAUGGCCAGAGCUAGUCUAUCAUGGAGCACUCUGCUUCCUGUCGUGUUGCUUUUGCUGGUUCUUUGCUUCGCCACGUCGUCAGAAGAACAUGAACAAAACGAGGGUGGGCGUCUAGUGGCGAUCCGCUCUUCAGAUGGUUCAAGUAGAAAGCUCAACAUCCUGGUGGUUACAUUCCAUGUCAAUGGUCACGUGAUGCCACUGAUAAGCCUAGGAAACGAGCUCCAAUCACGUGGCCAUAACGUUACAAUUGCUGCAAAUAGUAUCGAAGGUGAUCGAAACCCCGAGAAAGUGGUCAAAGAAUCGGGUCUCAGUUUCUUUGAAGCAGGCAACUUGCACAAAACAAAAGUUGAGCUAGAGAAACUGCUGGAAGAACUGGCAGAGAAUCCGGUUAACCUUUUGGCUGCUUUCCGGAUGUUUGCUAGGAUGGAGGUUGAUCUGUUCCAAGUGCUGGAUCCUCUCUUUGAGGUUGGGAGGGCUUUUGGAGGUACAGACAUCAUCAUUGCGGAUGGAAUGACCCAGACAGGAGUCUGGUUGGCACAAAAGUUUGAUCUGCCGGUGGUCAUCAAUGAUCCUCACUCCUUUGCUGCCAAACUGCCUCCCUCUUUGAUCUACCCCGUCUUCCCCUCCGGCUUUGACGCGCGCAUGCCCUUCCUCAAGCGUCUGGGAAACAGCAUCUUCUUCGUAGUGGGGAAGGGACUUGGCGCCUACAAGGACAGCCAGGUACAGAAGCUAGUCAAGGAGCGGGGCAUCAUGGAACCUCCAGGGUACAAGUUUCUGAGCGCAAGCGUUGGGGACAGAUAUGUUGCUGAGCCAGUGCUCGUGAACACUGUGCCUGGCCUGGACUUUCCUAGGGAGGCGGGGCCGAACCAGUUUUUCGUGGGUCCGCUCGUCUCCUCCACGAUCCAGCCGGUCUCUCAGAAUAUUGCCACGUGGCUCAAGGCCCGGGAGUCCAACCAAGAUCCGACGGUCCUCGUCAGCUUUGGCAGCUCGGCCUACCUGAACGACGCGCAGGGCCGGACGUUCCUGCGGGGCCUUAUCGACGCCGGCGUGCAUGCGAUCUGGCCGUGCAGGCCCGGCAAUCGCGGCUUCCUUGAAGGUGUGGAAGUGCCGGAGCGCAUUCGCAUCGAGGAGUGGGUUCCGCAGCAGGCGAUCCUGAACCACAGCGCGGUCAGCGGCUACGUGGGCCACUGCGGAACUGGCGGGACGCACCAAACGCUGGCGUUUGGGAAGCCGGUUGUGUGCAUACCGUUCAUGGCUGACCACUUCGAGACGGCGGCGCGGAUCCGUGCUUCAGGGGCCGGGCGCUCGAUCGACUUGCAGACGUUGACCAGCGGCGAUGCCGCAACCGUGACCGAGGCGAUCCGGAGCAUCACGUCUAAGGACAGCCCUUGCCGUAUAGCCGCUGAGCGGGUCGCCGCGCUGAUGCGAGUGUACGGCGGGGUGACGUCAGCCGCUGACGUCGUUGAAUACAUUGCCGCCUUUGGGUAUGAUCACCUGAAGAUAGCGAGCUGGGAGAUGGGGUGGUUCGCGCGCACUAGCUUCGACGUGCUUGCAUUCUGGGCCGCUGCGCUAGGUUUGGUUGCGCUUCUUGGCAGCUUCGCGCUCCGUAGGUUCGUCACUGCGAUCGCUCCAGCAAGAAAGCAGAAGGCGGCGUGAUAUAUGCGAAGCGGUCAAAGCUUUCUCGGGUCCUCCGUGUCAAAUGUAACUUGUUCUAUGGAUCUGCAAGCGGAACCUAACGAGAUCUGGACCUACUUUCCUUACGCAAGCGAGAUACUGCAAGCGAGACACAGCAAGCGAGACACAGCAAGCGAGGUACUUUUACCAUAGCUCAGUGAGCGGGACUAUUGAAGUUCUAUUUGUAAUCAAGCGAGCCACAGCAAGCAAGCAACCAUUACCUGAGCUCAAUGCGCGGAAUGUCUGGAAAGUUCUAGAAGACAUGUACUAGCCGCAAGCUGUAGAUUCUUGAGAAACCUGUACUAGCCGCUAGCUGUAGGUAGGAUGUUGAUUUGUGAGAAUAUACUGCCUCGAACCUCGAAUCACUGCAUACAAACCAGCAGCUGUCCGAUCAACUGCACUGACCUCUGAUGCCGGCUGAGUUUGGCGCGGCAUGGCGUCAUUCAUAAAAAAUUUACCUCGAAAGGCGGCCGAGCAUCCGACUGGUCCCUUUUGCACUUAGGGUCCGCUAUGGGGGAAUGCAAGCCUGUCACGUCGUAAUGGUCAACGGUAGAAUCCAAUAAUUACAAGGAUCUGGCAG